This is a messenger RNA of Drosophila arizonae, 2608 nucleotides long. RefSeq names its product endoplasmic reticulum metallopeptidase 1. Gene Ontology annotation, molecular function: metalloexopeptidase activity. The record is from RefSeq and is a predicted model, not a curated record. Lineage: Eukaryota; Metazoa; Arthropoda; Insecta; Diptera; Drosophilidae. Gene Ontology annotation, biological process: proteolysis.
AUGUCCUUCUCCAGCGUUGACAUAACAUCUGGGGAGAAAGCCUCCAAAAAGCGCGGCGAUAAGUGGCCUUGGUAUGGGGCACCCAUCUUCUGCGUGAUCUGGUUCACUCUGUUCUAUGUGGCCGCCAUUCCGAGCUUCUUCUCGUAUCCCAAAAUGCUGUAUGUGCGCGAUGAGGCCAAUCAUCCGGGCGAGUUCAUUGGCGAGCGUGCCAUGAUCCAGCUGGCCGAGUACUCAUCGAUUGGCAACAAAAUGGUUGGAUCCAUAAAUAAUGAGGUGCACGUGGUGAACUUUCUGAAGCGCGAGGUGGAAAGGAUUGUGGAACAGUCGCGCACCGAUCUCUAUGACAUCGACUUGGAGGUGCAGUACGCCUCGGGCUCGUUCUAUCUGUGGGAUGCGGCCACCAGCUACGACAAUGUGUCCAAUGUGGUGGUGCGGCUCUCCCGCAAGGAUAGUCCCAGCGACAAUUAUUUGUUGGUUAACUCACACUACGAUUCGGAGGUAAAGACACCGGCUGCUGGCGACGACGGCGUCAUGGUGGUCAUCAUGCUGGAAACCCUGCGCGUCAUGACACAAUCCGACCGUCCACUGGCUCAUCCCGUCAUCUUUCUCUUCAAUGGCGCGGAGGAAGCCAACAUGCUGGGUGCCCAUGGCUUCAUCACAAAACAUAAAUGGGCCAAAAACUGCAAGGCACUUAUCAACUUGGACUCGACGGGCUCAGGCGGACGUGAGGUUUUGUUCCAAACAGGCCCCAAUCAUCCCUGGCUGAUGAACUACUAUCAGAAGCAUGCACCGCACCCCUUCUCCAUAACGCUCGGCGAGGAGCUCUUUCAGAAUAACUUUAUACCCUCCGACACGGACUUUCGCAUAUUCCGCGAUUUCGGCAAUGUGCCCGGCCUGGACAUGGCGCAUGCCCUCAACGGCUAUGUCUACCACACCAAGUACGACAACUUCAAGAAUCUGGCGCGUGGCACCUAUCAGUCCACGGGCGAGAAUGUGCUGGCCUUGACCUGGGCGCUGGCCAACGCCCCGGAGCUGGAUGAUACCGCCGCCCACGAAGAGGGACACGCUGUCUUCUUCGACUACCUCGGCUGGUUCAUUGUCGUCUAUACCGAGAGUGCCAGCAUUGCCAUUAACAUCGUCGUGUCCCUCGCCGCUCUGAUCUGCAUUGGCAUAUCCGUCUACUUCAUGACCAAGGACAAUGUGGUGGAUGCACCCAAGGCGGUGGUCCUGCGCUUUGGCACCAUUUGCCUGGUGCAGCUGGGCGCAGUGAUCAUCGCCUGGGGCUUGACCCUGCUCGUGGCUGUCUUCAUGCGAGCCGUUGGCCUGGGCGAGUCCUGGUACUAUGGCAUUUGGAUGACCUUCGGCCUGUACUUCUGUCCCAUGUUCCUCGGACUGGGCCUGCUGCCCGCCUUCUACAUUGGCUGGACCAAGCGCAAGACCUACAUGAAGCUGAAUCACACCAUUGCCUGUUUCAUGCAUGCCCACUGCAUUCUGAUUGUCUUCCUUUGCCUGCUCCUGACAGGUCUGGGCAUACGCUCAGCCUUCUUCCCCAUGAUUGCCCUCUUCUUCUACACAGUCUCGCUGAUUGUGCAGUUUAUCCUGAGACUGACCAUUAAGAAUUGUUUCUUUACUGUUCACAUUUUGUGCCAGAUUUUGCCCUUCUUCUUCUACACCUAUUUGAUGUACGUGUUCCUGCUGGUCUUUGUGCCCAUGCAGGGACGCGAUGGACCCGACAGCAAGCCCGAUAUGCUGCUCGCAGCGUUCAUUGCUCUCAUGACAAUGCACUUCGCUGGAUUCAUAGUGCCAGUCUUACUCAAAUUCCACAAAUCGAAGACCUUUAUCUCCAUGUUUGGUGUCCUAAUCAUCGUAUUCAUCAUAUUGGCCGCCACGCCUGCUGGCUUUCCUUUCAAGAAGGAUGUUGCCGCACAGCGAUACUACGUUCUGCACACCCAACGCACAUUGCACAUGUCGGAUGGAACUACGACUCAAGAAACGGGCUUCUACAUACAGCCCGUGGAUACUCGAUACUCGGAGCUGUAUGACACAACGCUUAAGAAUGUCGAGCCAGAGAUUUGGCUCAAGAAUAAUUGCGCAGAGGAGCCCUACUGCGGCCUACCGCUCUACAGUGGACGUUGGCUCAACUGGAAGGACUCUGCUCGCUGGAUUUACAGUUCUGCUCCCGCUCUGCCAGUGGCCACAGAGCUCACAGAAGUAUCGCGGCAGUCCAUAAGCUUGAGCAAAAAGCGAUUCGAGUUCAGCCUCAAGGCGGGCGAUCGCAUUGUCAUGUACGUUGAUCCCUUGGAGAAAGUGAAGAUCACGAAUUGGUCGUUCGAUGAGACGAUCUUGGUAGAUGGCCAUACUGCGCCCUAUUUCGUAUACCACGUGACCUCCCUGGUCACGGAGCCCUACAACUUCUGGCUGGAGUUCGAGCACGACGCAGCGAAUACGGACGGGCCCUACUUCAAGCUGGCAGUGAGCGUGCAUUUCCUGUACCAUCCGGAACACUAUACGCCCGAGUUCCGGGAGUUCCUGAGCACCUUUCCGGAUUGGACCUACACCACCGACUGGCUUGCCUCGUACGAGAGCUGGAUCUUCUAGGGAAAUUACU